This is a messenger RNA of Xylona heveae TC161, 907 nucleotides long. Its product is annotated as peptidyl-prolyl cis/trans isomerase. NCBI's taxonomy places the organism in Eukaryota, Fungi, Ascomycota, Xylonomycetes, Xylonales, Xylonaceae. Gene Ontology annotation, cellular component: nucleus; cytosol. Gene Ontology annotation, molecular function: peptidyl-prolyl cis-trans isomerase activity; protein binding. The record is from RefSeq and is a predicted model, not a curated record. The transcript has 6 exons. Bases 143 to 676 code for a protein of 177 amino acids.
GGUUUCUGUCCUUCCCCUUGGUGUGGAGAGCCACUUGAUGUUCUGACAUAACUUGCGAAAGUGCACCUUAUUGCCCAGCGACCUGCUUCGACUCAACUAUCAAACAACCAACGUAGAUUUGCCGCAUAUAAUUUUUGUCGCCAUGGCAGAGACUGGACUCCCCGAGGGUUGGGAGGUUAGACACUCCAACUCGAAGAAUCUCCCAUAUUAUUUCAAUUCUAGCACGAAGGAGUCGCGAUGGGAGGCUCCUGCUGGCACCGAUAUCGACAAGCUGAAGAUGUACAUGGCCCAGUACCACAGCGCCGCUCAAAUCGGCCGCGAUGGUGUCGGCUCAGGAGCAGGCAAAAUUCGAGCCAGUCACCUAUUGAUCAAACACCGGGACAGUCGACGGCCGAGCAGCUGGAGAGAACCUGAAAUUACCAGACCAAAGGAGGAGGCUAUCGCUACUCUUCUGGGCCAUGAGGCGCGGAUCCGCUCUGGUCAGGUCAGCUUGGGCGACCUUGCUGUUUCCGAGUCGGAUUGCAGUUCUGCCCGGAAACGUGGUGACCUGGGUUAUUUUGGACGAGGAGAGAUGCAAAAGGAAUUCGAGGACGCCGCGUUUGCUUUGAAGCCCGGCGAGGUGAGCCAUGUGGUAGAGACGGCUUCUGGAGUGCAUCUGAUUGAAAGGCUUGAGUAGAAAGUAUCACAUGAAGAACCCAGGAACUUACGUCUGGCCUCAUCCCGACAGAGAUGACUGGAUUGGAUGCGCCUUUAUCUUGAUAGUUUGAUGAUUGGUCGCUGUAUUGUUAAUGCACAAUGCACCAGUUUGCGAAUCUAGGAAAACAAAUACUAAAUCGUCAAAAAAUGCCAUUCUGCUAUUACCAUUGUUUGCACAGCCGCCUGAUUAACCGCUGCCUGUCCGUGUCAG